CCGGCUUACUACGGCUGGCGAUGUGACGCGCCACGUUCGCCUUGUGGAAUAGCGGAGUAUCCAGCGCGUGCAGAAGCGGAGGAGAGCGGCUUUGCUUUUUUAAUUUAUUUUUUAUUUCUCCACGGAAAGGGAUGAAGCGACAGAGGAGGACGCCGUUGACCAUGACUGUGGAUUUUCUCACGUUUUUGUGCGCCAUCGCGGCUGUUUCAGGGAUGGAAGAGACAAUUUUGGACACUCGGACUGCCACAGCUGAACUCGGCUGGACAGCGUACCCUGCAUCAGGGUGGGAGGAGGUGAGCGGCUAUGAUGAGAACCUUAACACCAUUCGCACGUACCAAGUUUGCAAUGUGUUCGAGUCCAGCCAAAACAACUGGUUAGUGACCACGUUUGUUCGGCGUCGUGCUGCUCAGCGUGUAUAUGUGGAGAUGCGAUUCACAGUACGUGACUGCAGCAGCAUCCCACGUGUUCCCGGCUCAUGCAAAGAGACAUUCAACCUGUACUACUAUGAGAGUGACCAAGUGAUUGCCACCAAAGGGGCCACAUUCUGGACAGAGGCCCCCUACCUCAAAGUGGACACAAUUGCUGCCGAUGAGAGCUUCUCUCAGGUGGACUUUGGCGGACGCCUAAUGAAAGUCAACACAGAAGUGCGCAGCUUUGGGCCGCUCUCCAAAAAUGGCUUCUAUUUGGCUUUCCAGGACUACGGAGCAUGUAUGUCACUGCUGUCCGUGCGUGUCUUCUACAAGAAGUGCCCGAGUGUCGUGCAGAACUUUGCAGUCUUCCCUGAGACUACAACCGGUGCUGAGAGCACUUCGUUGGUGAUUGCUCGUGGUUCCUGCAUCCCAAAUUCAGAGGAGGCUGAUGUACCCAUCAAACUCUACUGCAACGGCGAUGGUGAAUGGAUGGUGCCCAUUGGUGGCUGCACCUGCAAGGCUGGUUUUGAGCCUGACAACGGCAAUAUCUGCAGAGCAUGUCCUCCCGGUACGUUUAAGUCCAUGCAGGGCACAGGACUGUGCCUGCAGUGUCCUCCCAACAGCAGGUCCACAUCUGAGGCCUCCACCAUUUGCGUGUGCAGAAAUGGCUACUACAGAGCAGAUGGAGACCUGCCAGACAUGCCCUGCACUAGUUCCACUCCUAUCAGCCAAGAACAGGAAUCUGAAGCUGACAAUCACUGGCACAGACUCACCAAAACUGGAGAGCUAAAGACUGGAAGAAGACCAGGUGUCCCUUCUAGCCCCCGGAACGUCAUGUCUGUUGUAAACGAGACGUCGGUAAUCCUGGAAUGGCAUUCGCCUAGGGAGACCGGAGGCCGUCAAGACGUCGUGUACAACAUCGUGUGUAAGAAGUGCACUGCAGAGCGGCGCGCAUGCUCACACUGCGAUGACAGCGUGGAGUUCACACCGAGACAGCUGGGCCUCACUGAUACUCGGGUGUUCAUCAGCAACCUGUGGGCACACACACUGUACACGUUCGAGAUCCAGGCAGUCAACGGGGUGACCAACAAAAGCCCGUAUCCGGCGCAGCACGUCUCUGUUGACAUCACCACCAAUCAGGCUGCUCCAUCCAUGAUUCCCAUAAUGCACCAGGUCAGCUCCACCAUGAGGAGUAUCACGCUGUCAUGGCCACAGCCAGAACAACCCAACGGCAUCAUACUGGACUAUGAGCUGCGUUAUUAUGAGAAGGAUCUAAUGGAGGUUAACUCAACAGUACUGAGGACUCAGACUAACACAGUUCGUGUGGACGGUCUCAGGCCCGGCACAGUGUAUGUGGUGCAGGCUCGAGCCAGAACAGUGGCUGGAUUCGGCAAAUACAGCAACAAGAUGUGCUUCCAAACUCUCACAGAUGAAGACUAUAAGUCUGAAUUGAGGGAGCAGUUGCCUCUUAUUGCUGGCUCAGCGGCAGCUGGUGUAGUCUUCAUUGUGUCUCUGGUGGCUAUUUCUAUAGUCUGCAGCAGAAAACGAGCUUACAGUAAGGAAGCAGUGUACAGUGACAAGCUUCAGCACUACAGUACAGGAAGGGAACUUUCUUUGAGGCCAGAUCUCUCUAACUGCCACUCCCCCAUGGGCUGCCCAACCUUGCCAGGCUCACCAGGGAUGAAGAUCUACAUUGAUCCGUUUACCUACGAGGACCCCAAUGAGGCUGUGCGUGAAUUUGCCAAGGAGAUCGACGUCUCCACUGUCAAAAUCGAGGAAGUCAUUGGAGCAGGUGAGUUUGGAGAGGUGUAUAAGGGGCGCCUGAAGUUGCCGGGGAAGCGAGAGAUCUAUGUGGCCAUCAAGACCCUUAAGGCAGGCUAUUCUGAGAAGCAGAGACGGGACUUCUUGUCUGAGGCGUCAAUCAUGGGUCAGUUCGAUCACCCCAACAUCAUCCGCUUAGAGGGCGUUGUCACCAAAAGUCGUCCAGUCAUGAUCGUCACCGAGUUCAUGGAGAACGGAGCACUGGACUCUUUUCUCAGGCAAAAUGAUGGCCAGUUCACGGUGAUCCAACUGGUGGGAAUGAUGCGAGGCAUCUCAGCGGGCAUGAAGUACCUGUCUGAGAUGAACUACGUUCACCGGGACCUGGCAGCUCGCAACAUCCUGGUCAACAGCAACCUGGUGUGUAAAGUGUCUGAUUUUGGCUUGUCACGCUACCUGCAAGAGGACACAUCUGACCCCACCUACACUAGCUCACUGGGAGGGAAGAUCCCAGUACGGUGGACAUCUCCGGAAGCUAUCGCAUACAGGAAGUUCACAUCUGCAAGUGAUGUGUGGAGCUAUGGAAUCGUCAUGUGGGAAGUGAUGUCAUUUGGCGAGCGGCCAUACUGGGACAUGUCCAAUCAAGACGUGAUUAAUGCUAUAGAACAAGACUACAGGCUUCCUGCACCAAUGGAUUGUCCCACUGCUCUGCACCAGCUCAUGUUGGACUGCUGGCAGAAAGACCGCAACGCUCGGCCACGUUUUACUGACAUUGUUAACACACUUGACAAACUCAUCCGCAACCCGACGAGUCUAAAGGCUGUUGCUAGCAUGCCGUCCAUUCCAUCUCAGCCACUGCUGGACCGGUCUCUCCCUGACUUCAACACCUUCAGCUCAGUAGAGGACUGGCUGUCUGCUAUUAAGAUGUCUCAGUAUAGAGACAAUUUUCUCAACUCUGGCUUCACUUCCCUGCAACUUGUCACCCAGAUUACUUCAGAAGACUUGUUGAGGAUAGGUGUGACUCUGGCCGGCCACCAGAAGAAGAUCCUGAGCAACGUGCAGACCAUGCAGAUGAACCAGUGUCAGUCUCCCACAGCACUGGCAUGACUACAGCAGGCGCCAGUCGACGGGCCAGGCAUCCUGCUCAGCUUGCAGGAGCGGGUGAGCACUGGCACAUCGGAGCGCGCCAGGGUUGAGACGAUCAUUCUGAUCUGAUAAAGAGACACACGUCCUGAUACACACUACAUUUGUGUAAAGAGAGAACAAAACAGGGAUACCUGUCUCUCUGUCAUCAAUCUGUCUCUGGCUGUACAUACAGGAUAUCCAUCCAGCUAUUAUUGUUCAAGCAAAAACGAUCCAUUUCUAAUAUCAAGAAAAAAGGGUACUUAUUUUUCCACCCCUUUCAAUUUGCUCACGAUUCACCCUGCUGAUUCUUUUCUUUUUCUAAAACUGUGAGUGCAACUGAGGAUCUACUACGAAGGGAAAAAAGCACCUCCUGAUGCACUUUUAUUGGUUGCUGUUAUAUAAUUAUUUUCUUUUCUGUUGAAACAAAAUACAGCUAUACCUCGUAGUCUUCUGCUUCCCAGCAUCACUACCUGACAGCCGGCUUUGCCAAAGGACAUCUUGAAAGGCCUGUGUGUAUAUCUUUAAAUAAAUAUGAAUAUAUCUCUGGAGUAAACCUUCAUAUUGAAGGUGCUUUCUAACAGAUACAUAUGUGCAUACUUUUCUCCUGCUUGUGUUUUGGGCACAGUGUGCAUUGUGGGGAUAAUACUGGACUCAUGGUAGACUCCCAAGAAAAGGAAUUUAAUGUAGUCAAGCUAGGGAAAUGAAAUGGAGCCCAAAACUAUUUGCUUCAAAGAUGUGUGGCUGUCUUGGAGCCAAACACUGUAGAAAUGUGAUUUUAAUUGUGUAUAAAUAACAUGUAGGGUAAAGCAAACAAAACCUUCAGGCUACCAAACUGGACAAUGUACUGUAUAUUGUGAAGGUUUCCAUGCUGAUGAACACUUAAAAUUUGUACAGUUCUUCUUCUUCUUCUUCUUCUUCUUCUUCUUCUUCUUCUUCUUCUUCUUCUUCUUCUUCUUCUCUUCUUCUUCUUCCUCUUCUUCUUCCUCUUCUUCUUUUUUCUUUUCUUUUCCUUUCUUUAUAAUCCUCUCUAAGUUUCUCCUGUUCGUUUGUGUUGGAGUGUUUGGACAGCUCUGUGUGUGUGCGUUUGUGUGUGUGUGUGUGUGUGUGUGUGUGUGUGUUCACUACCUAAACUCUCUGGUAUGUCCAUGUUAGUGUUAUUGCACUGUUAGAUAUGCUGUACUAAUGUUCGUCUUCGAAACAGGGUCUUCAAAAGUCGCUAAUCAAGUGUUUACAUGUACAAUUAUCUGAUGAGCAUAUAGUCAGCUAGUGCUAGGAUGAUAAACAUGAGUCUCUCUCUCUCUCACACACACACAUGCACAUAUUCACACAAAUACCCAAUUAUUGUGUAGGGCAGGAAGCACCAUAUGUGUUCAGAUAGCAUUGUUACACCUAGUGCACAAGGUCCCUGACAUCAGUCUCGUGCAAAGAGUGACUGGUCAUCUUUGGCUAGGCUGUACAUCUGCACGAACCUUUGUAAACAGAUGCCCAGUGCCCUAUCAGUGAACACAUUCUCCUGAAAGUGAUAACUGAACUCUCUCUCUCUCUCUCUCUCUCACACACACACACAGACACACACACACAAAGGCUUUAGCCUAUGUCCUGCUCUCUCUUUUUUGGUUGCCACGGUGAGCCCUAUGAAAGUAGCAAGACCUUGCUUACUAUUGAUGGGGUGGGCAAGAGGGUCAUAUUCUGCCGGCUUGAGAUGAAGAAAGAAGCAUUAUUCUAGUUUGGAAAUUAAUGAGCAAAAGAUUCAGGGUGAGGGUGCUGAAAGCAAAAUUUCUCUCUCUCCGUCUCUCUCCUUGUGCCCUUAUUUUAUGCUUGCUUUCUUUUCUUCUCUUGUGAACAUUUAUUAUUAGGAGUAGUGAGGGUUAUGAAAAUACAGAGAGACCUUUCACAGAACUGUGUGUUACGAAUCAAUGCAUGUUUGUUUAGAGAUCACCUUCUUCUUCUUCUUCUUCUUCUUCUUCUUCUUCUUCUUCUUUCAGUUCCAGAAAACAGGACAGGGAUUUCUUUGACACUGAGAUGUGAGAGUGGGAUGGGCUACUGUUGUACUUCUGGUUGGCACAGACUAUGUAUAGAAUGAAAGAUGGAUGGAUGGAUGUAUAAAUAACAGGAAGAAAGGAUGAGUGGAUGUUUGGUAUGUUGGGUAGAUGGAUGGGCAAUGGAUAGAUGCCUGGAGGAAUGGAUGGUAUGGCAGUGGAUAUUUUGAUGGAUGGUUGAAUCUUUGGAUGGAAGGACGAACCAAUGGUUGGACAGUCGGUUGUUGAAAAAUCGAGUUACUAAUUAAAAUAGAAAUACACAAAUCUGACUAAUAUGUUCUUAAUUAUGUCACAUUCGAUACAACCUGCAUCAAACAUUGAAUAUUUUAUUGAGUCUAAAAAGAUUUUUGCAACAUAAAACAUUCAUUUAAAUCACGCAUGAGCUGCAAACUAUUUAAAUCAAGUGAAUGUGCGUAUCUGGUGGUAACCUGAAAAGCAAUCAAUGGUGUGUUUUGAUUAGUAUUAACUGAUCAGCUUUGUAAAUGUAAAGGGGUAUUCUGGCAUAAAAUGUUGUUUAAUAUUAUUUCCUGUCAUUUAAUAUUUUAAUAUUCUAGAUAGAAAGAGAAGCAGAGUAUUAUAUCUCUGGGGUUUCUAUUGCUGUCCUGUUGUAUCUACUGCCACAGUGUUCUAGCUCUACCAAUACUCAUCAUUAAUGAAAUACAUCAUAUAAUCUAAAGGAUUUCAAGCAGAAUGUAGCACUAAAGCCAAGAUUCAUUUGAAGAUUUCAUUUGUAGUAAAUACAAAUGAAGUGGCAAAAACUAACGACUAUAAAAAGAGAUGAUUUUUCAUUUUUGCCAGAAUGUCCCUUUAGGUCUGUCUGUACAAUCCAUGGACAUGAAAGCGUGUGUUUCUCUGUUCUUAUCAUAUCUUGUUCCAGACCUUUCCUCCUUAUUCUUAUCCUUUCUCGUUAUUACCAAAGAAAAAAAAAUGUACACAAAGAAAAAAGAUGGCAGUGUUGAGUCUCUCCUCGAGGAGAUUCAUCUCGUGUCCAGGAAAUGUGUCUAAGAGAACGUGGAUGUGUGUUACACUGGGAUUUGCUGCUUUUAUUCUAAUUCUAUCACUUUGCUUGAAGUGUAACACACAUAAUUCUGUGCAGUUCUAUCCCUUAUACCAGUUUCUUUUUUAGCCUGCCAACAGCAGAGCAAAGCAUGUCACGUCUGUAUGUUCCUGCACGGCUCACACACACUGGCAAAUGCUGGAUUUGGUGUCUGGGUGUAGGGCUAUGUAUGGAGGUGUGUGUGCAUGAGAUUAAAACUACUGUCUGGAACACAGAUAUAAUGCCCUUGUACACAAAUACAGUAAGGAUAAGAGUAUGUUGAGAGAAAGAGACAUAGAGAGAGAGUGAAAGAGAGAGAGAGAGAGAGAGAGAGAGAGAGAGAGAGAGAGAGAGAGAGAGAGAGAGAGGUGAUAUGGACACUAGAAGCAUGGCAUGGACACACGUUCCCACAUUUAUGUAUAUAUAGAUUUAAAGGAAAUGCCCUUCAUUUCCAGCUUUGUGUCUCUGUAUAGUUAAAACCUGUUUAUUGUGAUGAGUAUGUCAGAGUUUGUAACUGUAACUUUCUGAGAAAUAUUGUACUAAAAACACACUCAAUAAAGAUCUUGGUAGUCCAGAACUCA
Tachysurus vachellii is the source of this 6949-nucleotide messenger RNA. Its product is annotated as ephrin type-B receptor 1-B. The record is from RefSeq and is a predicted model, not a curated record. Gene Ontology annotation, biological process: axon guidance; cell surface receptor protein tyrosine kinase signaling pathway; protein phosphorylation. NCBI's taxonomy places the organism in Eukaryota, Metazoa, Chordata, Actinopteri, Siluriformes, Bagridae. The coding region runs from base 132 to 3275 and encodes 1047 amino acids. The transcript has 17 exons. Gene Ontology annotation, cellular component: plasma membrane; neuron projection. Gene Ontology annotation, molecular function: transmembrane-ephrin receptor activity; ATP binding; protein binding.